This is a messenger RNA of Beauveria bassiana ARSEF 2860, 1575 nucleotides long. Its product is annotated as serine/threonine-protein kinase psk1. Lineage: Eukaryota; Fungi; Ascomycota; Sordariomycetes; Hypocreales; Cordycipitaceae. The record is from RefSeq and is a predicted model, not a curated record. The transcript has a single exon. Gene Ontology annotation, biological process: protein phosphorylation. Gene Ontology annotation, molecular function: ATP binding; protein serine/threonine kinase activity. Bases 1 to 1575 code for a protein of 524 amino acids.
AUGAUAAGCCCCACCUCUGCCGCGCGCAACAUUGUGCGCGGAUUUCCUGGCACGCCUGCCACCUCUGGUGAUGAGGAUUCUGACUGUGGAGGGGCCGUCGGUCGGGUCACGCUUCCCCAGGCUAAUCGACGCGGCCGUCACCGCAUCGACGACGUCGUCAGCGCCAACUGUAGUCCCGUCAUGCGUCCCACGCCCUCGCCGAGCGUCUCUGGCAUCGCAAAGCUUCGCAUGCAAAUGGACCCUCUCAGCCUCGAUGCCGCAUCGCGCUCCAGCUCGGCCACGCGUUUGGGACGACGAGUGCUAGAAUCCGGCUCCGCGUUGGGCCUUGAGCUCGAUAGCCGCUCCCAGAGCCGCGACGGCGCCCCGAGCGAAGCUGGUAGCGAGGGCUACGAGACGGCGUCGACCGAGUACGAGGUGAAUCUCGAGCACGACUUUGUCAGCGAGAGCCUGCGCGAUCGCUCGGGCAUCAUGGAGGCGCUCGAAGGCGGCCUCCAUCCUCGUCGCAAGAUGACGGCCCAAGAGUUUGAACCCCUGCGUUGCCUGGGCCAGGGAACCUACGGCACCGUGCUUCUCGUCAAGCAGCGCGCCACUGGGAAGCUUUACGCGCAAAAGCAGCUCAAGAAGGCGUCGCUUGUUGUCCAUCGAAAGCUCGUCGAGCAGACCAAGACGGAGAGGCAGAUUCUCGAAUCUGUCAAUAGGCACCCCUUUGUUGUCAAGCUCUUUUACGCUUUCCAGGACCACGAGAAGCUCUACCUCAUUCUCGAGUACGGCCAGGGCGGCGAGCUCUUUACCCAUCUCAACACGGAAAAGAUGUUCUCCGAGACCGAUGCCGCCUUUUACAUGGCGGAAAUGCUGCUCGCCAUUUCGCACCUGCACACCAACCUCGGUGUAGUAUACCGCGACCUCAAGCCGGAAAACUGCCUCUUGGACGCCGAUGGCCAUCUCUUGCUCACCGACUUUGGCCUUUCCAAGGUCAGCGCCGAGGAAUCCAGCGAGAGCUGCCACUCGUUCCUCGGCACCAUCGAGUACAUGGCACCCGAGGUUAUCUUGGGCAAAAAGUACGGCAAAGCCGUCGACUGGUGGUCUUUUGGCGCCCUCGGCUACGACCUCAUGACGGGCAACCCGCCCUUUCGCGGUCAGAACCACGCCAAGAUCCAGGACAAUAUUGUCAAGCAGAAGCUGUCGCUGCCCUACUUUCUCAGCGCCGACGCCAAAGACAUGCUCACGCGCCUCCUGCGCAAGGACCCGCACAAGCGUCUCGGCUCCAAUAUGCCCAAGGACUUGCAGACGCUCAAGGGCCACCGCUUCUUUCGCAAGAUUGACUGGAAGCGCCUCGCUGCUCGCGACCUCGAGCCGCCCAUCCAGCCCAUGAUUACCGACCCGGAGCUCGCCGAGAACUUUGCCCCCGAGUUUACGGACCUUGCCCUCAGCCCCUCCCUCACCGCCGUCAAGGAGCCCUGGGCCAUUCCAGCUUCCUCCAAGGACGAUGUCUUUGGCGGCUUCAGCUUCGUCGCCUCGUCUAGCCUCCUUGAGGCGCACGCUUUUCCCAUGGCGAGCGGCGUGCCUGGCGCUUGA